AUGACUCCUGUCAAUUUGUUAGAACCAGUUGCAUUUUUUGACAGUACGGUGAAAGAAGCUCACACAUUCAGGUCAAAAUUGCACCAGUCAUGGGAGAGAGACACCAUCCGGCUUAGUCCCGCCCAAAUCUCAGCCGGCGCUAACACUGAACUGAUCUGGGUGCACCCUGUCGCACAUGGGAUCAAAGGCAAGCCGCUUCAUCUAGCAGUUGAGACUCAUUUCAGUUUGGAAGGGGUGAGGUUUCAGGGCACCUGGUUUCAGAUCAGCCCCAAACACACUCACCUCGUAACGUUUGACAAUGGCUCAGCGAUCCCUAACAUGCUACUGAAGGAUGUUCUAGAGCCCAUCACUCCCCCAAACAUUUCUCUGUCUUUUAAACGUCUGGAUGAGGAGGCUGAGGGAGAAUACCAACUGAAGAUCAACAUAUUUAGACCUGGCCAGAAAGAGCCAUUAACUGUCACCAAGAAUGUGAUGAUCACAGUGAAUGUGCCUCUAUCCACCCCUGUGAUUCUGAAGAGCCCUAAAGGUGCAUUGGUGGAAGACCAGGACAACGUUACUCUGACCUGCUUUGUGGAAAAUGGAACUAAAGCAAAGUACCAGUGGUUUAAAAGCAACAUGCUAGUCAGCCCUAGUGAGCACCACAUGUUCUCCCAAAACAACGGCACCCUGUUCAUCAACCCUGUAAAGCAGCAGGAUAUUGGAUUGUACAGCUGUGCAGUAAAAAACCCCAUCAGCCAUGCUCGAAGUAAAGAAGUUGAGAUCAGUGUGUUCUAUGGCCCUUAUAACCUGGAAGUGAACUCAGACCAGUGUCGGAGAAUAGGAGGAGUAUUCCAUGUAAACCAAGGUGAGCUGGUGUUUUUUGAGUGCCUGGCUGACUCAAAUCCUCCCAACACCUGCGUGUGGAUUUCCAAGAAUGAAAACGGUACAGAAGUGAUGAUGACCGGCCCUCGUUUUGAGGUGGCUGCUUACAAUCUUGGCCAAGCUACAGAGUUCUGGUGCAGGGCCGUCAACAACAUCACCAAUAAACAGGAUGAAGCUCAUUUCACCUUGGUGGUGGCCAAUCUGGGCAAAGAUAAAGAAAAGCGCAUCCAGGAGGGAAGUAUCGUGUCUCCUUUAGCUGGCAUCAUAGUCUUGUCACUGCUCAUCAUUGUGUGCAUGCUAAUUGUGCUCUUUAGGAAGUCCUGCCAUCCUCAAAAAGUGUUGAUGAAAAUCUACAGCAGGCCAAUCCCAGAACAGAAAGGACUCCAUCCCUCAGGUCAUGAGGAUGCUACUGAAGAUUUUGGCAUCUAUGAGUUUGUCUCUAUACCCGGAAGAGCUGAGUCGAUCCAGGCAUCAUGCAGAUCUUUGGCACGGCUCGAUUCAACCAGGGAUUUGAAUGCCACCAUCUAUGAUGUCAUUAGACAAGUUCCAGAAACGCCAACGCUGGGUCUGCUGAAGUGAAAGUCUGUGAGGUUUAAUGUGAACAGGAAUUGGUGAAGGACGUUUUGGUAGAAGUGUUCCUGCAGAGACUGAAAUAGCACAAUCUUUUGCUGGCGAUGCUGGUCAAUGCCAUCACUUCUUUUUUUUCCCCCCUAGCCCCACUUGAAUAUUUGUAGCAUUUUCUAUCGACCCAUUUGCAGAUCCUAAAUG
This is a messenger RNA of Trichomycterus rosablanca, 1629 nucleotides long. RefSeq names its product HEPACAM family member 2 (gene hepacam2). Bases 1 to 1440 code for a protein of 479 amino acids. The transcript has 10 exons. NCBI's taxonomy places the organism in Eukaryota, Metazoa, Chordata, Actinopteri, Siluriformes, Trichomycteridae. The record is from RefSeq and is a predicted model, not a curated record.